ACAGAACCUUCCUUUUGCUCCUCUCGGCACAUGGCACCUUCGAGAAACCUCAAAGGCGAACCAACCGAUGACCUCGAGCUCAACGGAAGAAAAGUCGUUUGGAAGCCAGUCCUCUCCACACCCUUCAUCAUCCAGUGGCCGGAAAUUUCAGAUCAAGUUGGUCAUCAAUUUCUAGAAGAGCUCGUAAAAUUCUUGGAUGGUCGUGAUGACUCAGAUAACUUGGGGUGCACUCAAUCCCACGACCCAUCCGUAACACUGUGCAAUAAUCAGUCGAAAGAUCCGAAUGGAAAAACCGAAGAGCAAUGCUCCCUCCAAGCCACACGUUGGACUCCGCGAUCGGCCCAUGUGGUCCAACUACGUUCUGGAAAAAAUGUCGAAAUUCCAGACUACGUCCCUCCAAAACGCUCAAAAUUCCAUGAUCUCGAAGGUGAUUCACCAGAUACGGCAUCCCUCAUCAAUAAACCACUCGGCCGAGUUGUGUCAGGAAUUAAUUCAACUACCAAAGAGCUGGAAAAGGAGAUACAGCAAAAACGAGAAGCCAUCCCUCACACAUACUUUGAAAAUUCAUCAAUCAUGGAACAACAUCCCUCAAGUGUUUCAACAUCCCGACUACUUGAGAAUUCGUCUUGCCCCCAAUUAUCGCAUGUAUUUGUCUGCAGAAAAGACAUAAACCCAGUCAGUCUCGUCGAUCAUCUCCUCCCAACAGUAGCCAAUCUCAACCAAUCCCGGUUACAAUCCGAAUCUUCCUCAGCAGAAGAUUUUGUUCCGCCGCCGUUAGUUUUCCUUAUCUCACUUCCGAAAGGGGCCGAAAAAGUAAUAGCAGGGGCUUUAGGGCUCAAGAGAGCAGCGGUAGUGGCAUUACAAGGAGAAGAUGCGCGGAUGUGUGCACUUUCUCAAUUAGCAAGGCAACAUGUCAAGCCAGUCUUACCGCCAAGCCAUACACGCUCUCCGAUUGGCUCAGAUGCUACUUCAUACAACACGAUUCCGAACGAAAGCGUGGUUCUAUUUCCAACACAUAUCAAACACUAUAAAACUACCAUUCCAACAGAUUUGCGGAAACAUCAUCUGGAAAGGUCACAGAGCAAAAAACAGCGCAAGUAUGCCAAGAAGGAAAAGAAUGAUCAGGACGUCGGUUCUUUGAUGAAAACAUGAUACACUGCUCAACUUAUUUCGAAUGAACUGAAUAUAUUAGCUCAUAGUGAAAUAAACUAGUCAUGCCACCUACACAUCUUAAGAGUGAUAAGAGUGAGAUAACUUUCUGACGGACUGCAAAUGGUUCUUGAGAAUGGCACUGCUGUGACCAGUUGUUUUGUUAUUCUAACCCGCACUUCCCCUCCCUCCUCACCCAAAAAUCUCAGGCACAAAAAGUUAUGUUGUCCUUUGGUAAUCGUCAAUCA
Messenger RNA from Puccinia graminis f. sp. tritici CRL 75-36-700-3, 1397 nucleotides. RefSeq lists its product as uncharacterized. NCBI's taxonomy places the organism in Eukaryota, Fungi, Basidiomycota, Pucciniomycetes, Pucciniales, Pucciniaceae. The coding region runs from base 31 to 1152 and encodes 373 amino acids. Gene Ontology annotation, molecular function: ribonuclease MRP activity. Gene Ontology annotation, cellular component: cytosol; ribonuclease MRP complex; nucleolar ribonuclease P complex. The transcript is spliced from 3 exons. Gene Ontology annotation, biological process: nuclear-transcribed mRNA catabolic process, RNase MRP-dependent; rRNA processing; intronic box C/D snoRNA processing. The record is from RefSeq and is a predicted model, not a curated record.